Messenger RNA from Maudiozyma saulgeensis, 984 nucleotides. The record is from the annotation of a GenBank genome assembly. NCBI's taxonomy places the organism in Eukaryota, Fungi, Ascomycota, Saccharomycetes, Saccharomycetales, Saccharomycetaceae.
AUGUCGUAUCGUGGUACUAAUAAUGGGUUUAAUGGUGUACCUGCAAUGAACCAGCAGCAACAACAACAACAAUCUGGAUUUGAUUAUAAUUCUGCACAGAACAGAGCAUUCAAUGCAGUAAACAAUGGUAGUAACAAUCAUUCUGCUAAUGGUAACAAUGGUUCGUUUAUGACAAAAUUACAAAAAACUUUAGAUCAAAUGAACACUUUUGCUGAAGAUUUAACAGAUAAACCAUUUGUUAAAAAAUUACAACCUUAUAUUCCAGGUUUAGCAAGAUUUUUCAUUGUAGCUACAUUUUAUGAAGAUUCUAUUAGAUUAUUUACUCAAUGGAGUGAUCAAGUAUUUUUCUUACAUAAAUGGAAACAUUAUCCAAGAUGGUUUGUUGUGUGUUUCUUAGUGUUAGUCACAUUAGUAAUGUCUGUAGGUUCAACUUUCUUAGUGUUAAGAAAACAAACCAACUAUGCUACUGCUUCAUUAUGUGCAUGUAUUAUCGUUCAAGGUUUAGUUUAUGGAUUAUUUACAGGUUCUUCAUUCAUUUUAAGAAAUUUCAGUGUCAUUGGUGGGUUAUUAAUCGCUUUCAGUGAUUCUAUUGUACAAAACAAGACAACCUUCGGUAUGUUACCUGAAUUACAAGAUAAAAGUCAAAAAUUUAAAGGUUACUUGUUAUUAGCCGGUAGAAUCUUGAUUGUUUUAAUGUUUGUUGGGUUUGCAUUCUCUAAAUCUUGGUUCACCGUGAUUUUAACCCUAUCUGGUACUGUUUGUUUUGCCAUUGGUUAUAAGACCAAAUUGGCUUCACUAUUACUAGGUUUAAUCUUAGUUGUUUACAAUUUAUCUUUAAACAAUUAUUGGCUGCAUACAGACUCAAAGAGAGAUUUCUUAAGAUACGAAUUUUAUCAAAACUUAAGCAUUAUCGGUGGACUGCUUCUAGUCACCAACACAGGUGCUGGUGAUUACUCCGUCGACAGCAAGAAGAAAAUAUACUAA